GCUGGUGCGGCCUCCCGCCCUGGGCGGCCGGAGCUCGGGGCGCCUCGGGUCAGCGCGCGCCCCUCCUCCGGACCUGAGUCACGGCGCCGCCGAGUCCCCACGCGAGGAUGCUGCGGUGAGCGCGGCCGGGACGCCGCGGGCUGGGGCGCAGCGUCCGGCUCUUCGCCGCCCAGCGCGCGGUCCCCUGCUCAGCCAGGCCCGCAUCCGCGCGCUCCCGGCCGGCCCCACCACGCCGCUCCCGUGCGCCCGUCCGCCUGCCGAGGCUCGGCACUGCUCGGCGGGCGGCAGCGGGGCCUGCGGCGCCCCGCGCCCGCCCGCGCGGCCCUCCAUGGCGUUUAUCCGGAAGAAGAGGCAGGAGCAGCAGCGGCAGCUCUACUCCAAGGAGAGGUUUUCCUUGCUGCUGCUUAACUUGGAGGAGUACUACUUUGAGCAGCACUCGGCUUGUCAUGUCCAGCACGAGGGCAGCCAUGAUGAAAAGAAAAUCAGAGGCUCCUUAAAAAUAUGUUCAAAAUCAGUGAUUUUUGAACCAGAUACAAUAUCCCAUCCCAUCAUUAAGAUUCCUUUGAGAGAUUGUGUAAAAAUAGGAAAACAUGGAGAAAAUGGAGCCAGUAGAUACUUUACAAAGGCAAAAUCUGGGGGAAUUUCACUCAUUUUCAGUCAGGUAUAUUUCAUUAAAGAACAUAAUAUUGUUGCACCAUAUAAAAUAGAAAGGGGCAAAAUGGAAUAUGUCUUUGAAUUGGAUGUUUCAGGGAAAGUAGAAGAUGUUGUGGAGACACUGUUACAGCUUCACAGAGCCUCCUGCCUUGAUAAACUGGGUGACCAAACUGCCAUGAUAACUGCCAUCUUACAAUCACGUUUGGCGAGGACAUCAUUUGACAAAAACAGAUUCCAGAAUGUUUCUGAAAAGCUGCAUAUGGAAUGCAAGGCAGAGAUGGUGACUCCUCUGGUGACAAAUCCUGGACAUGUGUGCAUCACAGACACUAACCUGUAUUUUCAGCCUCUCAAUGGGUACCCGAAACCUGUGGUCCAGAUAACACUCCAAGAUGUCCGCCGCAUUUACAAAAGGAGGCACGGCCUCAUGCCUUUGGGCUUGGAAGUGUUUUGCACUGAAGACGAUCUGUGUUCCGACAUCUACCUGAAGUUCUAUGAACCUCAAGAUAGAGAUGACCUCUAUUUUUAUAUUGCCACAUACCUAGAACACCACAUGGCAGAACACACUGCCGAGAGCUACAUGCUGCAGUGGCAACGAGGGCACCUGUCCAACUACCAGUACCUCCUGCAUCUCAACAACCUGGCCGAUCGCAGCUGCAACGACCUUUCGCAGUACCCUGUGUUUCCAUGGAUACUAAAUGACUAUUGCAGUGCACAACUGGAUUUGUCAAAUCCGGGAACCUUCCGGGAUCUUAGUAAGCCAGUGGGAGCCCUAAAUAAGGAACGGCUGGAAAGACUACUGACACGCUACCAGGAAAUGCCCGAGCCAAAGUUCAUGUAUGGAAGUCACUACUCCUCCCCCGGCUAUGUGCUGUUUUAUCUUGUCAGGAUUGCACCAGAGUAUAUGCUGUGCCUACAGAAUGGAAGAUUUGACAAUGCAGAUAGAAUGUUCAACAGUAUUGCAGAAACUUGGAAGAACUGUUUGGAUGGUGCAACAGAUUUUAAAGAGUUGAUUCCGGAGUUCUACGGUGAUGAUGUCAGCUUUCUAGUCAACAGCCUUAAGUUGGAUUUGGGAAAGAGACAAGGAGGACAGAUGGUUGAUGAUGUAGAACUUCCCCCGUGGGCCUCAGGUCCCGAGGACUUUCUCCAGAAGAGCAAAGAUGCACUGGAAAGCAGUUAUGUUUCUGAGCACCUUCACGAAUGGAUUGACCUAAUAUUUGGCUACAAGCAAAAAGGGAGUGAUGCAAUCGAGGCCCAUAAUGUAUUUCAUCCUCUGACCUAUGAAGGAGGUGUAGACUUAAACAGCAUUGAGGAUCCUGAUGAGAAAGUAGCUAUGCUGACACAAAUCUUGGAAUUUGGGCAGACACCAAAACAGCUGUUUGUGACACCACAUCCUCGAAGAAUCACUUCCAAAUUUAAAGCUUUGUCUCAAACCUCUAGUUACAAUGCUUCUGUAGCAGAUUCCCCAGUCUCUCCAGGUGAAGAGUCUUUUGAAGACUUGACUGAAGAAAGCAAAACUCUGGCCUGGAAUAACAUCACCAAGCUGCAGUUACAUGAGCAGUAUAAAAUCCACAAAGAGGCAGUUACAGGGAUAGCAGUCUCCUGCAAUGGGUCUUCAGUCUUUACAACAUCACAAGAUUCUACCUUGAAGAUGUUUUCUAAAGAAUCCAAAAUGCUACAAAGAAGUGUAUCAUUUUCAAAUAUGGCUUUAUCUUCGUGUUUACUUUUACCAGGAGAUGCCACUGUCAUAAGUUCUUCUUGGGAUAACAAUGUCUAUUUUUAUUCCAUAGCAUUUGGAAGAUGUCAAGACACACUAAUGGGACACGAUGAUGCUGUUAGUAAGAUCUGCUGGCAUGAUAAUAGGCUAUAUUCUGCAUCAUGGGACUCUACAGUGAAGGUGUGGUCUGGCGUUCCUGCAGAGAUGCUGGGCACCAAAAGACACCAGUUUGACUUGCUGGCUGAGCUGGAACAUGAAGUCAGUGUAGAUACAAUCAGUUUAAAUGCUGCAAGCACACUCUUAGUUUCAGGCACCAAAGAAGGCACUGUGAAUAUUUGGGACCUCACUACAGCCACUCUGUUGCACCAGAUUUCAUGCCAUUCAGGGACUGUAUGUGAUACUGCUUUCAGCCCAGAUAGCCGCCACAUCCUCAGCACAGGAGCAGAUGGCUGUCUAAAUGUGGUUGAUGUGCAGACAGGGAUGCUUAUCUCCUCCAUGACGUCAGACAAGCCCCAGAGGUGCUUUAUCUGGGAUGGAAAUUCUGUUUUAUCGGGAAGCCAGUCUGGCGAAUUGCUCGUUUGGGACCUCCUUGGAGCAAAAAUCAGUGAAAGAAUACAGGGCCACACAGGUGCUGUGACAUGCAUAUGGAUGAAUGAACAAUGUAGCAGUAUCAUCACAGGAGGGGAAGACAGACAAAUAAUGUUCUGGAAAUUGCAGUAUUAAGUGCCUUUUCCUCGCUCGAAUAUUUAAAAUUGAAUUUUUAUUUAAUGUAUUUUCAACCAAAGUUUUAAAGGAACUGGUGAAUGUGCACUGGUGAAUGUGCAAUGAUAGUAGUUAGAAUGUUUACCACAUGAAAAGUUGUGGUUUUAAACUUUCUAUAUCAUGGUGACUUCAUUGAAAGCCAUUCAUUGCCAUCCUAAGGCAGAAAAAAAAGGCAGUAGAUAGGGAACAUACAUUUGUAAGGCACAAUUUUCCCAGUGUAAUGAUGGUUAGAAGACUAGAUUGAGUGGCAGAGGAAGCAGAGACACUAAACUGCUCGAAACACAGAAAAGCAGUGAAGGGUUUAGAAUUUUUCCAAGAAAAUGUAGUGUCCUCUGCUGCUUCUGAGUCAGUCUUUUGUCUUCCUAAUCUACCAGAGUUGCUACCACUGGGUUCUUAGCUAUGUGUGUUUUCAUGGAGUGGUUACUUUCUAUAAUGCUGUACCCAGAUUCUAAGAACCUGGGGAAGGAUUAGCAGUUCUUAUUAUAGUAAGUUUACUGUGUAUAAGAAUAGUUUGUAUUUCAUUAAGCUAUUAAAUGCUCACCUUUUCUACAUUAAAAAU
Messenger RNA from Castor canadensis (American beaver), 3689 nucleotides. It is a transcript of the gene Nsmaf, whose product is annotated as neutral sphingomyelinase activation associated factor. The record is from RefSeq and is a predicted model, not a curated record. Lineage: Eukaryota; Metazoa; Chordata; Mammalia; Rodentia; Castoridae. Gene Ontology annotation, molecular function: protein binding.